This is a messenger RNA of Dreissena polymorpha, 6621 nucleotides long. RefSeq names its product putative phosphoenolpyruvate synthase. Gene Ontology annotation, molecular function: ATP binding; kinase activity. Gene Ontology annotation, biological process: phosphorylation. The record is from RefSeq and is a predicted model, not a curated record. Lineage: Eukaryota; Metazoa; Mollusca; Bivalvia; Myida; Dreissenidae. Bases 132 to 4238 code for a protein of 1368 amino acids. The transcript is spliced from 37 exons.
AAGUCCUUCCGGGUCAUGAACCACAAACCAGUGUUUACAUUGUCCGCCCACUUCAGGUGAUAGUUAUAGGGACUACAAACACAUCAAAGUGCGUAUCUGAGUGUCGAGGAAGACUAGAACCAUUCAACACAAUGUGGCUUGCUGUUUGUAUUGGAGGACUACUGUUGUAUUUCUUAUGGGAAUUACUACGAUCAUCAGGGGGUGAUGUUUCGAAACCAGGAAGAUUUUUCUACACAAAGAAAUGGAUGUUGCGUCUGUUAUUGUUGUUGAAUGGGUACCGCAAAAGUGACAGUGGUCAGAAGUCUAGUAGGAAGGAAAGGGGCUAUGGGAUCAGCAUAAGGGAUCCCUUAGUCCUGGAAGUUUGCCAGCCCCUUGAAGACCAUACUAUGGCCAUAGAUUCAACAUACUUCAAUGGAUUUGCUGAAGACGGCACUUCACUUGCGCUGCGUAUUGCCAGAAAGCACAACCGAGAGGGAGAAGUGUGGGUAAUGCUUGAUGUACCCGGCAUUGGUUACCUGCAACACCCACUUCAUCCGGAUACGGGUGUGUACAACAUGCCGGAUGGUGCAUACCGUUCUGGAGGGUGUGAGUUCAAGGUCAUUGAACCCAUGCGGUCCUGGAGAGUUGUCUACAAUGGCUUGCUGAGGCAGGGCUUACACAAUGACCCGCAGGCUGAAAAGACUGGUCGACUGGUAACUGUGAAACUGGCCCUCAGAUGGGAGUGCAGUGGUGACCCUUUCAACUUUGAUAUUGAUAUCGACAAAUCCCUGCUGGCGGAGGCAGUUGCCAAGGAAACAUGGACAAGGAAGUUCUGGCAGAAACUAAGAGGGAACCAUCAGACUCACUAUGAGCAGUGCGGGGAACUCAUGGGGACACUGGAGGUCGAAGGUUAUGAGGCGAGACAUCUUGUGCUCAAAAGCUUUAGGGAUCACACAUUUGGAGUGCGCAACUGGGAAAUGUUUGAGAGAUAUGCCAUACACUUCAUUUGGAUUGAGGAGGUGGGAGUCAUGGCAAUGGUGGCCUGCCUCUGGAUGCCUGGAUACAUCACACAUUUGCAGGCGGGGUACCUUAUGUACAGCAACGGAGUUACCUACCCUGUGACCUCUGUGACCCUUGACCUUGACACACUUACAAGGGACCACACCCCACCAGACAGAUACUCCUUCACAUUCUGUGCAGCUGGGGAGCAUUACCAUGUGUACUCAGUUGCCACAGUGACCCCCGAGGUGUACCAUUACCGGUCUCGCGGCAGUCGUAUCCUGGAGAGGAUGUGCACAUACCGGGUCAACGGGAAGACUGCACGUGGGCUUGCAGAGUUCCACUACAGAAAUCCAUCCGGUCCAGCCAUAGCAGACAGGGAACCAGUGACUCUUCCUUUGUUGAGGGAACCAGUCGACUUGGGGGUCAGCAAGGGGCAGAUAACCCUGCAGUUCACUGACCCAGUGUGCCAGAGCAGUGGGGUAGUAGGGGGCAAGGGGGCCCAGCUUGCCUUGCUCACGCAAAUACAGAGCCAGGUUGGAGCCACUGUCCCCAAGGGAUUCUGUCUCACCCUAGAUGCCUUUGAACUGCAGCUUGUGGAGUACCCAGAGAUUGUUGAGAGCCUAGAACAUAUUGUGGAGUCCAUCAGACAAGAAAAAUUAGAUGUACUACAAACACUAUGCUCAGAAGCUGUUGAGCUAUUGGCCAGCUGUAAGGUGUGUCAGCCAAUUGAAACAAAGCUUAUAUCGCAGCUGCAGGCAACAUUUGGAGACAAGUAUCAGCAUGUACGAUUAGCCAUCAGAUCAUCUGCUGCUGGUGAGGAUGGUGGGGAGUCGAGCUCCGCAGGUCAGAUGGAGACGUUCCUUGGAGUGGUCUCCCAUGACAACGUGCUAGAGGCUGUCAGGAAGUGCUGGUCCUCGGCCUACACGUACCAGGCUGUUGAAUACCGCAGGCAGCACGGCCAGCCUGUGCGUACCUCGGUGGGGGUGGUUGUACAGGAGAUGGUGAGGUCAGAGGUCGCUGGGGUCAUCUUCACCAACGACCCCCGCACGGGAAAUUCGGGCAGGAUGGUGCUUGAUGCUUCAUUUGGUCUUGGAGAGGCUGUUGUAUCGGGUAAAACCACGCCAGAUUCUUUCAUCCUCCAACGUUACCAUGACAACAGUGUGGAGAUCCUGGAGCGUCACCUUGGAAACAAGACUGUAGAGAUUGCUAUGGCAGAUGAUGGGGGUGUAACUGAGAAGCAGAGAGCACCGGCCAAGGAAUGUUGUCUCCAUGACAAUCAGGUGGUAACACUCGCCACUCUUGCCAUCAAGAUAGAGGACUACUUUGGCAGCCCCCGUGACAUUGAGUGGGCUAUGGCUGGAGAGAAUAUCUACCUCUUACAGGUAUGUGAGUGGGCCAUGGCUGGAGAGAAUAUCUACCUCUUACAGGUAUGUGAGUGGGCCAUGGCUGGAGAGAAUAUCUACCUCUUACAGGUAUGUGAGUGGGCCAUGGCUGGAGAGAAUAUCUACCUCUUACAGGCACGACCAGUCACGACAAGCGAUCAGGAGACGGACGAUGACAUCAUACACGAGUUUGACAGUCCUGUUAUGACGCCGCAUGACAGGGUUACCAUUGGUAACAUAGGGGAGAUGAUGCCAGGCUGUGUAACGCCCCUCACUGGAUCAGUGUUUGGUAGAGCUGUUGACUAUGCCACUUCUGUGGUGGGUGCAGAUUUUGGAGGGGGCAAUGUGUCCAGGUUUGCCUCUAAAUCUACCAUCUGCAAUUCUGGUAGACUGUUCAUAAACUUGACGCAUGUGGCCCAGAACUACCAGAAGUCCUUGCUGUAUCAGAAGGAGGCAUUGGAGUUGAACCUGGUUGGGGCAGUGCUUGCAGACCACACCCAGGACAUGAUUGACAGCUCAUGUCAGCAUCGUGCCAGCUUCCUGACCAAGCUCUACAAUGUGGCACGCUUCUUCAUCGUCAACAAUCGUAAGGUGAAGGUCGCUGAUGGUUGGCAGGAGAGACUGAAGACAUACCAGGUGGGCAGAGAUUGUGAGAGGUCAGCUGACCUGUAUGAUGCCAUCUGUAGGCAGCUGCCUGACUAUUACCAGGUGUGGGAGACGAGUGUGCACAAGAGUUCCAAGAGUGGUAGCUAUGGAGGCGUUGUCAUGGGGAUCAUUGCUGGAGGGAAAAACGACUGGAGCACCGAGAACUGCAGUGAUCUAGCCCUGCUGCUGUCCCAGUGUCACAACGUCUACAGUGCUGAUGUGCCCCUUGCAUUGAAGGAUAUUGCAAAAUGCAUUGUGGAGAAACAGUUGUCUGAAGAAUUCAUGAACAAAACAGACAAGGAUAGUGUAGCAUGGAUGGGCAGCCCACAAUGCCCUGCUUUACUGAGUGAGAAGUACCGCAGCUUCCUGUGUCGCCAUGGUCACCGCUGUGUGAGGGAGGCGGAGUUUGUGGAGAAAUCGUGGAGGGCGGAGCCUGAGAAACUCAUAAGGGUCAUCAAGGCGCUGAUCCGUAGUGAAGCAUUCACAGACUCCCAGUCUCCGGUUCCCAGCCUGGACUCAUGCAUGGCCCAGCUCCAGUCUUCCGUGUCCUGGCUAGGGCGGUUCCUGUUGAGACACUGGCUGGUACAGAAGGCACGAGAUGCCGUUGGCAACAGGGAGCUUGGAAAGUCAAUUGCUGUCGAGGCUGCAGACAGGUUCAAGCAGGCCUACUGGAGACUUGCUGACAUGCUGUUUCUUGAGGGCCGACUGCCUGAGAGAGAGCUGAUGUUCUACCUGACACACAGGGAGAUAGGGGAGCUAAUCCAGACCAGAUCAGCCAGGCUUGUCACCAAGGCUGUGAGGAGACGCCGACUGCAACCAGUCCAGUCAGAGCUGGAGUUCCCCAGGAUCAGUGUGGGGAGACCCGUCCCGAUUGAGAGGAAAUCUUUAGAACAAAGACAGGCCACAUUUACAUUAAAAGGUAUGCCGGUAAGCAGAGGCUGUGUACAGGGUACAGCUCGAGUCAUCAGAUCCCUCACAGAGGCUGAUCAAAUACAGAAGGGGGACAUCCUGAUAGUCAGUUACACGGACGUGGGUUGGACCCCAUACUUCCCGCUGAUUGCAGGGCUGGUGACAGAACUAGGGGGGCUUGUGUCCCAUGGUGCAGUGGUUGCCAGGGAGUAUGGCCUACCCUGUGUCGUCAAUGUGCCCAAUGCUACCAUACACUUGCUGACAGGGGAUAUGGUACGUCUAGAUGGCACAAAGGGCACUGUAGAUCGCCUGGAAUCUUAACAUGGCAAAGCGGGUCCAAGUGAACUAGAUCUCAUUGUUGUAUUAGAUGAGCCUCAUUCUGUAUAAGCUGAUCAGGGAAGACACUUUAUGAACAUGUAUAAGGACCAAUUUAAACAGAACUAGAAUGAAGCUCAUAGUAUAGUGUGAAUACUGUCUCUCACACAUUUGUGCGUAUGUGUGCAGAUGUGUGACUUAGUCAUAUUAUGCCAGUGAUAGCCAUACAUGAGUGGCAUUGUUUUUUAUUUAAGUUUUGAACUAUAUCAAUCAACUGUGAUACAUAUUCGUUUUACCCUGUUAUUAAACAAAUCAGUAUUAUGUUUACAUUUUUGUUGUUGUUAGCUGAGCAAACUCUCUUAAGUGCUGGAGGUGAGUAAUUGUGGUCACCCUGUCUUGCAUUCAACAUAUUUUGUUGUCACAAAAUUACAGCUCCUGCUAAGAAAAUCGCUACAAGUUAAGUCGAGAUAUAGAGGGAAUAUUUAUUUGAAAUAAAUGCUAAUUACUUGCUGAUAUGACUGGAAAGUGAGCAGAAUUUUGAACAAUUAAUACAAGUACUAAAGGAUAUACGAUGGCGAAAAAAACCUGUUUCUGCAUGGACGUCGCCAUCUUAUUUGUCAUGUGAUUACAUCUGUAACCGCUUCUUAUCUUGGAAAAAAGUAACCACUGUAGAGGAUACAUUUAUGACUUCGUGGAACUUGGUAAGAAUGUUUAUCCCAAAAAUAUCUGGGCGCAGUUCAAUUCUGGAUCACGAGUGUCUUAAAUCUAGGUCACAAGGUCAAAUUGUUAAAAAAACUUGUUUAAAGGCUACAUUUCCUCAAUCUUUAUUAAACUUAGUAAGAAUGUUUAUCUUGACAAUAUCUAGGGCAGAUUGUAAUGUUUGUCAAGUGUGUCCAAAAUCCAGAUGAUGGGUUAAAAUUUUAGAAAAACAUUGCUACAACUUAAGCAGUUGCUUUUAUGAUUCAAUAUUGAUGAAAUUUUUCCGAAUGUUUAUAACGCCAAUAUCUUUUUCGAGUUCAAAUCUUGAUCACGUGCAUCCACAAACUAGGGCAUCAAGUCUUAUCAUAUUAAAAUCUUGUAACCACUCUGUAAGCCACUACUAUGACCCAAUUUGUUUACCUUGACAAUAUCUAGGCAAAGUUUGAACCUUGGUCAUGUGCGUAAGCCACUACUAUUACCCAAUUUGUUUACCUUGACAAUAUCUAGGCAAAAUUGGAACCUUGGUCAUGUGCGUAAGCCACUACUAUUACCCAAUUUGUUUACCUUGACAAUAUCUAGGCAAAGUUUGAACCUUGGUCAUGUGCGUAAGCCACUACUAUUACCCAAUUUGUUUACCUUGACAAUAUCUAGGCAAAGUUUGAACCUUGGUCAUGUGCGGCCAAAAAUAAAGUCACCAAUUCAAAAUUUGUUUGAAACUUAAAACCACUCCAGAAGCCAUUUUUAUUACAUUGUCUUGAAGAAACAUGGUCAUUAUGGUUAUCUUGACAAUAUCAAGUUCAUGUUUGGAUAUGUAUCAAGUGUGGUUAAGAAACUAGAUCAUCAGGUCAGUUUUCAAUGAUGUGUAUGCCUUGAAGUCAGGUGAGCAAUGUACGGCCAUCACGGCCCUCUUGUUAAUAUUAAAUCUCGUUGGGUUAUAACAUGAUAUUUAAUAUACAUGUUUUAUAAUUAUUAUUAUUAUGUAAAUUUUCAUAAUGUAUAUUUUUUAAAUGCAUAAAUGUAAUUAGUUUUCUGUGGACUAUUUACAUGAUUAUGUCAAUACUGUUGCCCAGGGGUAUAAUGGAGUAAACCGGUAUUUCUGUUUGUUUGUCUGUUUGUUAUUGGUGUUGUAUGUUUUGAUUUUAUUACAAACAUACAAUUUUAUUUUCAACAGUAACGUAUUGUUAUAACGCAACGUGUACUGCAUCAGCUUUUUGCAUUUAUUAUAUACUAGCUACUCUAGAAACAUUAUAAUGCAGUUAUUCUCUCUUGUUAUUUAGAAUUACAUUAGCCGUCUAAUACAUUAUGUUCUAUCUGAAUCAACGAAAUCAAACAAUGUCCUUAAAGUGUUCAGAUAAUUUGUAUCUCUAGUUAAACUUUACAUUUUUGAAACUCAAACUGUGUGUCGCUUGUAUCAUGUAUCAAUAUCCAUACUUAUUCCAGAGCUGAAUGCGGUGUGGGGGGGGGGGGCCAAUUUUAUGUGCCUAUUGGAUGUUCAAUUCUUAUUAUUGUUUUUAAAUAAUGUAAUGUUAAUUAAUGUGUUAAUUAUUAUACGGGCUGAUUUCAUUUAAUACCUCAUGAAUAUUCGACAUGGUUGUGAAUUAUUAGAUGUCGUGAUUAUUGUUCUUUUGUUUGAUAAUUGAUAAUUAUUUGAAAUAAAGUGUUCAUGAUUUUUUUCAGAAGCGCUGGUGAA